AUGCGUAUCUUCACCCCUGCUUUCGCACUUGCGGUCCUCUGCCUCCUUGACUCUGCCACUGCAGGUCCCGUGGGAUACGGCGUCUGUCAAGCAGGAUGCGCGGCAGUAGUCACGGCAUGCUACGGAGCAGCCGGUUUUACUUGGGGUGCGACUCUAGGAGCCACGGCUCCGGCCUCGAUCAUCGCUUGCAAUGCGGCAUUUGGAACAUGUCAGGCUGCUUGUGCGGCCGUCUUGUUGACACCGACACCUUGA
This is a messenger RNA of Venustampulla echinocandica, 252 nucleotides long. RefSeq lists its product as uncharacterized. The transcript has a single exon. Lineage: Eukaryota; Fungi; Ascomycota; Leotiomycetes; Helotiales; Pleuroascaceae. The record is from RefSeq and is a predicted model, not a curated record. Bases 1 to 252 code for a protein of 83 amino acids.